This is a messenger RNA of Parnassius mnemosyne (clouded apollo), 1437 nucleotides long. NCBI's taxonomy places the organism in Eukaryota, Metazoa, Arthropoda, Insecta, Lepidoptera, Papilionidae. The record is from the annotation of a GenBank genome assembly.
AUGGGUGAAGAAACUCUCAACGAAGACGGAAAAGUAGUUUUAAAACGGAAAAUAACUCUAUUUAAUGGUGUCGGAAUUAUAAUCGGGACUAUUAUUGGUUCCGGAAUUUUUAUAUCUCCGACGGGAGUUUUCAUUUACACAGAAUCGGUUGCGGCUUCUCUCAUUAUAUGGCUCGUCUGUGGUUUACUAUCUACAUUGGGCGCUCUAUGCUAUGCGGAGCUCGGAACUUCCAUUACGAGAUCUGGUGGUGAUUACGCCUACAUUUAUACCGCGUUUGGUCCGUUGCCGGCUUUCCUCAGGCUCUGGAUAGCUUUGCUCAUUAUUAGGCCCACAACACAAGCUAUUGUCGCCCUGACCUUCGGACAUUACGUCGUGAAGCCUUUCUUCCCAGAGUGUGAUCCACCCCAGGAUGCUGUCAAGCUACUUGCUGCUGUUUGUUUAUGUAUCCUAACUGCUAUCAACUGCAUAAGCGUUCGAUGGACGAUGAGGAUACAAGAUGUGUUCACCUCCUCCAAGCUGCUGGCGUUGGUGAUUAUCAUAAUUGCCGGUAUAUACUACAUUUGUAUAGGUCACACGGAAAAUUUCCAACGACCUUUCGAGGGUAAAUAUUAUCCCGGAAGUAUUGCGCUGGCUUUCUACUCCGGGCUCUUCGCUUUCGGAGGUUGGAACUAUCUAAACUUUGUCACUGAAGAACUACAGGAUCCUUACAAAAAUUUGCCACGAGCUAUUUGGAUCGCGAUGCCCAUGGUGACGAUCAUCUAUGUAAUGGCGAACUUGGCUUACUUCGCAGUCGUAUCCAAGAUGGAAAUGAUGUCGAAUCCUGCAGUGGCUGCUGUUUUCGGAGAUCGUUUAUUCGGUAGUUGGAGUUGGAUGAUCCCAGUGUUCGUGGCGCUUUCAACAUUCGGUGGUGUGAACGGAGUUCUAUUUACAUCGGCGAGACUGUUUGCCACCGGAGCGCAAGAGGGCCACAUGCCCGCUUUCUUUUCGUUGUUCCACACAAAGAAACAAACACCGAUACCGUCGCUUAUCUUUACUUGCCUGAUCUCGCUUCUCAUGCUGACGACGAGCAACGUGUUCGAUUUAAUAAACUACUUCUCUCAAACUCUGUGGCUGUCCGUCGGUGCGUCUGUUGUAGGCAUGCUUUGGCUGCGACGUGCGAAACCUAACAUACCUAGACCAAUUAAAGUCAACAUUGUCAUACCCUACGUUUUCCUAAUCGCGAUUGGCUGUCUUGUUAUAAUUCCCGCCAUAACUAAUCCAAAAGAUACAGCUAUAGGUAUAGCGAUACUCUUAUCCGGUAUUCCUGUUUAUUAUUUGUGUGUUAAAUGGAAGAACAAACCGGAUAACUACCACGCUUUCUCCGGUUGCUUGUUAAGGUUCAUGCAGAAACUUUGUUCUUGUGUUUACGUUGAUUCUGUCGAGAAACUGACUAAUUAG